Molecule: messenger RNA, 1587 nt
Organism: Aspergillus saccharolyticus JOP 1030-1
Lineage: Eukaryota; Fungi; Ascomycota; Eurotiomycetes; Eurotiales; Aspergillaceae
Product: TVP38/TMEM64 family protein
Exons: 3
Coding region: 213-1460 (415 amino acids)
Biological process (GO): vesicle-mediated transport; mitotic spindle elongation
Cellular component (GO): Golgi membrane
Source: RefSeq, a predicted model, not a curated record
CAGGCACAAACCGUGCUGUGACUGAUAUAGGGAGUAGAUAAUCCUUGAGACGAUAUCGAGUUCACGGGUUCUCGCCCGUUUCGUUAUUCUUCCUUCCAGGCCUCCGCUCCACUUUCGGCUGUCGAUCUUGUCGCCUCUACUCGGGGUAGCUAAUCGAGCUCCAUACUUCAAUUGCCCCCCGACUCACUCGCGUUGUCCAUUCUCCCAGAAAUAUGCCUGCGGAUUAUACAUCCACGGCCAAGGCCCUCUCCGUAUCCCCAACGUCGCCAGAAGCGUUCUCCCCAUCUGACGAGGAUGUCUUUCCGCCAUGGAGUCAACGAGCUUCCGCCCAGCGAAACUCACCAGGUGCCGCCAGCCGCAGUCCAGCGACCUUCAGGGAACAGAUUAUCGAUCGCGCGACCCAGAUGUCACAGCGAAUAAAAACGGCUUGGCGAAAGAUGACUUUCUGGCAGAGAGUUGGCGCAGUAGGUGCUUUCCUCUUAGCCAAUAUGCUGGGUUUGGCAUUCUUGUUCUUCACCGGGAAGGUGUUCAUUUGGAUCCGUCCCGUGGCAGCACAAUGGGAGAAGUCCCGUUUGGCGUUCUUCAUCCUUUGGCUUUGUGUCUUCUUCGUUUCUUUCCCUCCGUUGGUCGGAUGGUCGACUUUCGGAACAGUCUCUGGCUAUCUAUUUGGCGUAUGGAAAGGGUGGCUCCUUUACGCCUCUGCAACUGUGCUCGGCUCGACGGUUUCAUUCAUUGUGUCUCGUACAGUCCUGUCCAAAUUUGUGCACCGGUUGAUUGAGCGUGACAAGCGAUUCGCGGCUCUCUCGUUGACCUUGAAGUACGAUGGACUGAAGCUGCUGUGCAUGAUUCGCCUGUGCCCACUGCCUUACUCCGUAUGUAAUGGGGCUGUUUCGACCUUCCCGACCGUUCAUCCAUUGAUGUAUGGACUCGCCACUGCCCUCGUCACCCCUAAGCUACUAGUGCCCGCCUUCAUCGGCAGCAGACUUCGAAUCCUCUCCGAAAAUAAUGAGAAAAUGAGUGCUGGGUCGAAGGCUGUAAAUAUCUGCAGUAUAGUUUUCACAAUUGCCAUUGGCGUUUUCACCGGACUAUAUAUAUACAAACGGACCCUGGCUCGAGCGAAAGAAUUGGAGGCCAAAGAGCGAGAAGAUCUUCGACGGACUCUACAAGCAGAUCAUGCCUCUCAUCGCUCACACCAGGCCUUCUCGGAGGACCCGGAAGUCGAUCGGGCCGCCCGAACUCUUGCCCGCGAUGAGGAGGAACAGCUCGGAUUCACUGAUCUGGACGAUGACCACGUGGAACUGGCUAUGGACGACGAGAGCGGCAGUGAGAACUACAAUGGCCACGGCAAGUCAUCGCGUUAUUGGGAUGAAUUCACCGAUAACGACUCGGAUGCCUUCCGGGACGAAGACGGUGCGCAUGAGGAGACGUAUACCUUGCAUACUCAUGUGCGCCGAGACUGAAGUUUCUAGGGCCGUCGGGUACCGGCUAAGACCACAUUGCAUAUACAUCCGAGCCUUGUUGCUUGAUUAGAGUCUCCUCUAAUGAGUGAUGUCUUGUUCUAUAGAGAGAGAGGGACAUGAAAAUGAC